AUGGUGAAGGACUCAGUGACCUUUGAGGAUGUGUCUGUGGACUUCACCCCAGAGGAGUGGGCUUUGCUGAAUCAUGCUCAGCGGAACCUCUACAGAGAUGUGAUGCUGGAAACCUUCUGGCACUUGGCUUCAGUAGGAGAACACUGGGAAUCACAUUGCAGCAAAGCGCAUCACAAGAACCAGGAGGGGCAUUUGAGCCAUUUGGUGGAGAGCCUGUAUGAAAAUAAUGAUGGUAUUGAAUGUGGAGAAUCCUUCAGCCAGAUUCAAGAUCUCAUUGUGAAUAAGAGAAAUCCUACUAGAGUAAAAUCCUAUGAAUGCAAUCAACGUGGAGAAGCCUUCGUGGAUCGUUUAUCCCUUAACACUCACAUAGGAUGUCAACCUGCACACAAUCAGUGUAAAGAAUGUGGGAAAGCCUUUAUCCAUUCUUCAUCCUUUGAGGUACAUCUUAGAAUUCAUACAAGGAUAGACACUGGAGAGAAGACUCAUGAAGGUGAUAAAUGUAGGAAAGCUUUCAGUUCUCAUGCAAACCUUAAUACACAUAUGACAACUCACAAUGGAGAGAAACUCUUUGAAUGUAAAGAAUGUGGGAAACCGUACUCUCUUCUUUCAUCGCUGCGAAGACAUAUGAAGAUUCACAAUGCAGAGAAAUCCUAUGAAUGUAAGGAAUGUGGGAAAACCUUCCUUUAUUCUUCAUCUCUUAUUAAGCAUGCAAGAACACACACUGGAGAGAAACCCUAUAAAUGUAUGGAAUGUGGGAAAUCCUAUAGAUGUUCCUCGCACACUAAGGCGCACAUGAGAACUCAUACUGGAGAGAAGCCUUAUGAAUGUAAGAAUUGUGGGAAGGCCUUCAAUUGGUCCUCAGUUCUUAAACUGCAUAUGAGAACUCAUACCAGAGAGAAACCCUAUGAAUGUAAAGAAUGUGGGAGAGCCUUCAGUUGUUCCUCUGCCUCUCGAAGACAUGACUGUGAAAGCAGAGAAAAAGCUACCAACCCUGGCUACGAGAAAAAGAAAAGACACUGCAGCAGAGAUAGCAAGAAGUGUGAGUCAAAUGAGGAGCAGUACACAGACACAUCUAGGAACAGCAUUCCAGGCUAA
Choloepus didactylus (southern two-toed sloth) is the source of this 1095-nucleotide messenger RNA. RefSeq names its product zinc finger protein 239-like. NCBI's taxonomy places the organism in Eukaryota, Metazoa, Chordata, Mammalia, Pilosa, Megalonychidae. Gene Ontology annotation, biological process: regulation of transcription by RNA polymerase II. Gene Ontology annotation, molecular function: DNA-binding transcription factor activity; RNA polymerase II cis-regulatory region sequence-specific DNA binding. The coding region runs from base 1 to 1095 and encodes 364 amino acids. The transcript is spliced from 4 exons. The record is from RefSeq and is a predicted model, not a curated record.